Messenger RNA from Rhinopithecus roxellana (golden snub-nosed monkey), 5174 nucleotides. RefSeq names its product PR/SET domain 1 (gene PRDM1). The record is from RefSeq and is a predicted model, not a curated record. Bases 237 to 2714 code for a protein of 825 amino acids. Lineage: Eukaryota; Metazoa; Chordata; Mammalia; Primates; Cercopithecidae. The transcript has 7 exons. Gene Ontology annotation, molecular function: DNA-binding transcription repressor activity, RNA polymerase II-specific; histone deacetylase binding; RNA polymerase II cis-regulatory region sequence-specific DNA binding. Gene Ontology annotation, cellular component: cytoplasm; nucleus. Gene Ontology annotation, biological process: cell fate commitment; regulation of transcription by RNA polymerase II.
AGGGAGGGGAAGCCAGACGGGUAACACAAAGUGCUGCCGUGACACUCGGCCCUCCAGUGUUGCGGAGAGGCAAGAGCAGCGAGCGCGGCACCUGUCCGCCCGGAGCUGGGACGCGGGCGCCCGGGCGGCCGAACGGAGCGAGGAGGGACCGCCGAGGUGCGCGUCUGUACGGCUCAGCCCGGCGGGGGACGCGGGGAGAAUGUGGACUGGGUAGAGAUGAGCGAGACUUUUCUCAGAUGUUGGAUAUUUGCUUGGAUAAACGUGUGGGUACGACCUUGGCUGCCCCCAAGUGUAGCUCCAGCGCUGUGAGGUUGCAGGGAUUGGCAGAGGGGACCAAGGGGACCAUGAAAAUGGACAUGGAGGAUGCGGAUAUGACUCUGUGGACAGAGGCUGAGUUUGAAGAGAAGUGUACAUACAUUGUGAACGACCAGCCCUGGGAUUCUGGUGCUGAUGGCGGGACUUCGGUUCAGGCGGAGGCAUCCUUACCAAGGAAUCUGCUUUUCAAGUAUGCCACCAACAGCAGAGAGGUUAUUGGAGUGAUGAGCAAAGAAUACAUACCAAAGGGCACACGUUUUGGACCCCUAAUAGGUGAAAUCUACACCAAUGACACAGUUCCCAAGAACGCCAACAGGAAAUAUUUUUGGAGGAUCUAUUCCAGAGGGGAGCUUCACCACUUCAUUGACGGCUUUAAUGAAGAGAAAAGCAACUGGAUGCGCUAUGUGAAUCCAGCACACUCUCCCCGGGAGCAAAACCUGGCUGCGUGUCAGAACGGGAUGAACAUCUACUUCUACACCAUUAAGCCCAUCCCUGCCAACCAGGAACUUCUUGUGUGGUAUUGUCGGGACUUUGCAGAAAGGCUUCACUACCCUUAUCCCGGAGAGCUGACAAUGAUGAAUCUCACACAAACACAGAGCAAUCUAAAGCAGCCGAGCACUGAGAAAAAUGAACUCUGCCCAAAGAAUGUCCCAAAGAGAGAGCACAGCGUCAAAGAAAUCCUAAAACUGGACUCCAACCCCUCCAAAGGAAAGGACCUCUACCGUUCGAACAUUUCACCCCUCACGUCAGAAAAGGACCUCGAUGACUUUAGAAGACAUGGGAGCCCCGAAAUGCCCUUCUACCCCCGGGUCGUUUACCCUAUCCGGGCCCCUCUGCCGGAAGACUUUUUGAAAGCUUCCCUGGCCUACGGGAUGGAGAGACCCAUGUACAUCACUCGCUCCCCCAUUCCGUCCUCCACCACUCCAAGCCCCUCUGCAAGAAGCAGCCCGGACCAAAGCCUCAAGAGCUCUAGCCCUCACAGCAGCCCCGGGAAUACGGUGUCCCCUGUGGGCCCCGGCUCUCAAGAGCACCGGGACUCCUACGCUUACUUGAACGCACCUUACAGCACGGAAGGUUUGGGCUCUUACCCUGGCUACGCACCCCUGCCCCACCUCCCGCCAGCUUUCAUCCCCUCCUACAAUGCUCACUACCCCAAGUUCCUCCUGCCCCCCUACGGCAUGAAUUGUAAUGGCCUGAGCGCUGUGAGCAGCAUGAAUGGCAUCAACAACUUCGGCCUCUUCCCGAGGCUGUGCCCUGUCUACAGCAAUCUCCUCGGUGGGGGCAGCCUGCCCCACCCCAUGCUCAACCCCACUUCUCUUCCGAGCUCGCUACCUUCAGAUGGAGCCCGGAGGUUGCUCCAGCCGGAGCAUCCCAGGGAGGUGCUUGUCCCGGCGCCCCACAGUGCCUUCUCCCUUACCGGGGCCGCCGCCAGCAUGAAGGACAAGGCCUGUAGCCCCACAAGCGGGUCUCCCACGGCGGGAACAGCCGCCACGGCAGAACAUGUGGUGCAGCCCAAAGCUACCUCAGCAGCUAUGGCAGCCCCCAGCAGCGACGAAGCCAUGAAUCUCAUUAAGAACAAAAGAAACAUGACCGGCUACAAGACCCUUCCCUACCCGCUGAAGAAGCAGAACGGCAAGAUCAAGUACGAAUGCAACGUUUGCGCCAAGACUUUCGGCCAGCUCUCCAAUCUGAAGGUCCACCUGAGAGUGCACAGUGGAGAACGGCCUUUCAAAUGUCAGACUUGCAACAAGGGCUUUACUCAGCUCGCCCACCUACAGAAACACUACCUGGUACACACGGGAGAAAAGCCACAUGAAUGCCAGGUCUGCCACAAGCGAUUUAGCAGCACCAGCAAUCUCAAGACCCACCUGCGACUCCAUUCUGGAGAGAAACCGUACCAAUGCAAGGUGUGCCCUGCCAAGUUCACCCAGUUUGUGCACCUGAAACUGCACAAGCGUCUGCACACUCGGGAGCGGCCCCACAAGUGCUCCCAGUGCCACAAGAACUACAUCCAUCUCUGUAGCCUCAAGGUUCACCUGAAAGGGAACUGCGCUGCAGCCCCGGCGCCCGGGCUGCCCUUGGAAGAUGUGACCCGAAUCAAUGAAGAAAUCGAGAAGUUUGACAUCAGCGACAAUGCUGACCGGCUCGAGGACGUGGAGGAUGACAUUAGUGUGAUCUCUGUGGUGGAGAAGGAAAUUCUGGCCGUGGUCAGAAAAGAGAAAGAAGAAACUGGCCUGAAAGUGUCUUUGCAAAGAAACAUGGGGAAUGGACUCCUCUCCUCAGGGUGCAGCCUUUAUGAGUCAUCAGAUCUACCCCUCAUGAAGUUGCCUCCCAGCAACCCACUACCUCUGGUACCUGUAAAGGUCAAACAAGAAACAGUCGAACCAAUGGAUCCUUAAGAUUUUCAGAAAACACUUGUUUUGUUUCUUAAGUUAUGACUUGGUGAGUCAGGGUGCCUAUAGGAAGUUGCUUGUACAUAAUUCCAGCUCUGCAAAGCUCUCUCAACAGCAAAUGGUUUCCCCUCACCCCUGGAAUUAAAGAAGGAACUCCAAAGUUACUGAAAUCUCAGGGCAUGAACAAGGCAAAGGCCAUAUAUAUAUAUAUAUAUAUAUAUAUACACACACACACACACACACACAUAUUAUGUAUACUUAUUUACACCUGUGUCUAUAUAUUUGCCCCUGUGUAUUUUGAAUAUUUGUGUGGAUACGUUUGCAUAGCCUUCCAUUACUAAGACUAUUGCCUAGUCAUAAUUAUUUUUUCAAUGAUAAUACUUCAUAAUUUAUUACACAAUUUAUCAUUCAGAAAGCAAUAAUUUAAAAAGUUUACAAUGACUGGAAAGAUUCCUUGUAAUUUGAGUAUAAAUGUAUUUUUGUCUUGGUAGCCAUUCUUUGUAGAUAAUUUCUGCACAUCUGUAUAAGUACCUAAGAUUUAGUUAAACAAACAUAUGACUUCAGUCAACCUCUCUCUCUAAUCAUGGUUUGAAAAUGAGGUUUGGGUAAUUAAUUGCCAAUGUGAGACAGUUGAUGUGUUCAUUCCUGGGAUCCUGUCAUUUGAACAGCAUUGUCCAUAACUUGAGGGUAUAUGUGCAGAAUUACCCAAGAAUAACUUAAGUAGAAGAAACAAGAAAGGGAAUCUUGUAUAUUUUUGUUGAUAGUUCAUGUUUUUCCCCCAGCCACAAUUUUACCAGAAGGGUGACAGGAAGGCUUUACCAACCUGUCUCUCUCUCCAAAAGAGCAGAAUCCUCCCACUGCCCUGCCCACCCGCCGAGUCCUAUGGCCGUUCAGAGCAGCCAUAUGACUUUUACGUCCAUUGUAUCAUCAGAAAAUGUGAAAAAGACAAAUUGCCAUGUUUUAAAACCACUGCGAAAUUUUCCCCAAAGCAUAGGUGGCUUUGUAUGUGUGAGGUUUGGGGCUUGAGUCUGGGUGGUGUUCUGUUGUUGGUUUUUGUUGCUUUUUUUUUUUUUAAUGUCAAAAUUGCACAAACAUGGUGCUCUACCAGGAAGGAUUUGAGGUAGAUAGGCUCAGGCCACAUUUUAAAAACAAACACACAAACAACAAAAAACGGGUAUUCUAGUCAUCUUGGGGUAAAAGCGGGUAAUGAACAUUCCUAUCCCCAACACAUCAAUUGUAUUUUUUUCUGUAAAACUCAGAUUUUCCUCAGUAUUUGUGUUUUUACAUUUUAUGGUUAAUUUAAUGGAAGAUGAAAGGGCAUUGCAAAGUUGUUCAACAACAGUUACCUCAUUGAGUGUGUCCAGUAGUGCAGGAAAUGAUGUCUUAUCUAAUGAUUUGCUUCUCUAGAGGAGAAACCAAGUAAAUGUGCUCCAGCAAGAUAGGCUUUGUGUCAUUCUCUCUUUUAUUCUGCUAAGCCCAAAGAUUACAUGUUGGUGUUCAAAGUGUAGCAAAAAAUGAUGUAUAUUUAUAAAUCUAUUUAUACCACUAUAUCAUAUGUAUAUAUAUUUAUAACCACUUAAAUUGUGAGCCAAGCCAUGUAAAAGAUCUACUUUUUCUAAGGGCAAAAAAAAGAAAAAUCGUUUCUGAGACUUUGCUUAAUAGUUGGUGGCCUCACGAUCACAUCGGUAUGCUUGGGCACCCCUUGCCUACUGUAAGAGACCCUAAAACCUUGGUGCAGUGGUGGGGGCCACAAAACAACCAGGGAGGAAGAGAUACAUCAUUUUUUAGUAUUAAGGACCAUCUAAGACGGCUCUUUUUUUUUUUUUUUUUGCCACGUUAUGAUUAUGUGGUCACACCCAAGUCACAGAAAUAAAAAACUGACUUUACCACUGUAACUUUUCUCUUUCCCUCCUUACUAAAUACUGAUACAUCACUCUUCAAUCUAUUUUAUAAUUGUAUUUGACAUUUUGUUCACAUCAACUAAUGUUCACCUGCAGAAGAGAACAAAUUUCGAAUCAUCCAGGGAAACCCAAGAGCCUUACUGGUCUUCUGUAACUAGCAAGACUGACAGUUUUUUUAUGUAUCAAUGUGUUUGAUUAAACAUAGUCCUUAAUUGAAGGUAAACCAAAGGAUCACAUUGACAUUAGACCAAACACUUUUGAUUCCCAACUACUCGUUUGUUCUUUGUCUCCUUUUGUGCUUUCCCGUCGUGAGAAUUUUUAUAAAGACUUCCUGCUUCUCUCACCAUCCAUCCUUCUUUUUUCUGCCUCUUACAUGUGAAUGUUGAGCCCACAAUCAAUGGUGGUUUUGUUUUUUUCCUCUACUCAAAAGUUAAAACUGACCAAAGUUUGGCUUUUUACUUUGCUAGAACAACAAACUCUCUUAUGUUUACAUACUGGUUUACAAUGUUAUUUAUGUGCAAAUUGUCAAAAUGUAAAUUAAAUAUAAAUGUUCAUGCUUUACCAA